Andrographis paniculata is the source of this 750-nucleotide messenger RNA. Its product is annotated as pre-mRNA-splicing factor cwc22-like. Lineage: Eukaryota; Viridiplantae; Streptophyta; Magnoliopsida; Lamiales; Acanthaceae. The record is from RefSeq and is a predicted model, not a curated record. The transcript has a single exon. The coding region runs from base 1 to 750 and encodes 249 amino acids.
AUGGGUUGCUGUCUGAGCAGAGCUUACGACGAGAAGAAGAAUGGCCGAAUCGGGAAGUCGCCGCCGUCGGGGAGUCCGAGGUUCGAGGAGGAAACGGUAAAGGAGGUGCUGUCGGAAACGCCGGCGAUUGCGCGGCCGGAGAAGAUAGAAAGCCCGUUUAUAAAGAUCGCGCCGCUGCUCGAUUUCUCCGGCACCGUCGUCGCUCACGACCAGCGCCGCCGGAACGGCGCCGUCUGCAAGAAGCCGUUCGCCGCGUACGGCGGCAACGAGGAGGAGGUGUCGGAGGAUGUGUCCGAGAUUUGCAGCAGCCUCAGUGAGAGCGUGAGCGCUUCGACGGAGAAAAGGGGCAACAGAGGCGACGAACUCCGACGAAGGCCGCCGCCGGCGAAAAGCCGGUCACUUUCCGGUGAGAUUAAGCGAGAGAAAACCGUGGGCAGAUCUCCCGGCCGGAGAUCCGAAUCAUCCCCAAAUCGGGCCAUACCCGGUCGCGGAUCCGGGUACGCAAGGAAAAGAGACAGUGGAGAGAGCUCCGGGCGACGGUCGCGGUCUCCGGUCACGCGCUCCGAACCGACACCGGCGAGAUCCGCCAGGAAAGCGGGCAGGUCACCAGGUCGGGUCGGGUCCGGGUUGGGAGAGAGGGCCCGAAAUCCGGAGAUAGCCGGAGAUGACAACCCUUGGGCGCCAAGCUGCAAUAAUAAUGAGUUGCUGGAAAACCCACUUGUGUCCUUGGAAUGCUUCAUCUUCCUCUAG